GAUAUCAGUCUGUUACCCAUACCGGAUCAUAGUAAAGAAGAGCUGCCCGUGCUUUGGCUUAUAGGCCACGUUUCUCUCCCCAUGCACAUGCAAUCUUGUCUCGAACUGCUUCAACCCGAUGUGACUUUUCCGCGGUGCCCCAGAUCUUCGCCUACUUCACCUUUUGCUCCUUUCAUCAAACAAGAGAACAGUGUGGACGAAUACGGAUACCCGGCGUCCAGCGGGCUGGGAUCCCCGGCUCCCAACCUGUCAGGCUCGAUCAACUGUUCCGGGAGUUUAUAUGGUGGCCAAUCUAAUUACUUUCCCAGUAAAAACUUUGAUUCGGUUUCCAGAUUUGGGGUGAUUGGAGGAUCUUCGUCAUCCAUGUAUUCGAAAUCCUCACUUGCGUGGCCUCCAUCCUCAACACCUGACCCUCAUGCCAAGUCAACUAUCAGUUCUGCUGCUCCCGUGCGUCCAGUUUCUUCUUCAUCAGGACUUACCCACUGGAUGUCCAUGAUGACCGAUCAUGCUCAUGUAAAUGUUCCUGCCCAUUCCACAGCUCAUGAAGUACCUUAUAUGUGGAACGGAGUUGAG
Messenger RNA from Limulus polyphemus (Atlantic horseshoe crab), 573 nucleotides. RefSeq lists its product as uncharacterized. Lineage: Eukaryota; Metazoa; Arthropoda; Merostomata; Xiphosura; Limulidae. The annotation marks the transcript as partial. The transcript has 2 exons. The record is from RefSeq and is a predicted model, not a curated record.